AUGCCUCGUCGCCAUCGCAAACUACACUGGCUAACGCUACGUGAAGAAGGUGAAGAGAAAAUUCGUGAUUUUUUGCCUCCCAAGCCUGUAGCUCCAGCGGGGUGGAAUCUCAAACACAAAGUAGGUAGCAAUCGGUUCGAUCUGCACAAAACGGUAGAAAUCCGGGAUUGUGGCAAAGAGGAUUUACAUGUUGUGGCUUUAAUGGAGAUUAAGGAAUACGAAGGGACAUAUCGUAUGGACAACGGCGAACGUGAGGAACAAGAAUACCUGUUCUUUACAUUGUUUCUUCAGAAACAUCGAUCUCAAGGGGCGUUGGAAUUUGGUUUGACAUCUAUAGACAUGGAGUUGGUGAUGGAUUCGCUAGCAAUUCACGGUAACGAGGAAGAAUUGGAGGAUUCUCGUGGUGCGCUUUCACAGACAAAAGCUUCAGUAGAUCUAUUUAAUAAAAACAGAAGCAGUCUUGGCUAUAGACGUCGUAGAGAUGGGCGUUAUCGUGGACCGAUGUUAAGCGAGUUGGACGAUGACUUCUCUGACGAAAUUCUGGAUUACCUCGAUGAGCGGGGUGUAAAUAACGGAUUUGCAGAGUACAUGAUGUCGCAAGCACAUUACUUCGAGCAAGAAGAGUAUCUUAAUUGGUUGCGACUUUUGCGACAAUUUGCCCAGUAG
This is a messenger RNA of Trypanosoma grayi, 666 nucleotides long. Its product is annotated as putative p22 protein precursor. The transcript has a single exon. Gene Ontology annotation, cellular component: mitochondrial matrix. The record is from RefSeq and is a predicted model, not a curated record. Bases 1 to 666 code for a protein of 221 amino acids. NCBI's taxonomy places the organism in Eukaryota, Euglenozoa, Kinetoplastea, Trypanosomatida, Trypanosomatidae.